UUUGUGAUAUCUUUACCAACGCCCCUGGGAAGUGAUCAAAAUAUUACAACAUAACUUUGUAAAUUUUACAUAAGUUGCGAGGCUACAGCUGGUCCCUGUGCCUUUCUAGAGGAUAACAAGACGUUUUCGUUGAUCGUAGGGUAUACUUCUGUGUUAAAAACCCCAGAAGUCUUGAUAUUGUUGUUGUGACAGCAGUAUGCAGACCAUAAAGUGUGUUGUAGUUGGAGAUGGAGCAGUGGGAAAAACAUGUGUGUUGAUUUCCUAUACGACAAAUAAAUUUCCAAGUGAAUAUGUACCUACGGUGUUUGAUAACUAUGCAGUCACUGUGAUGAUUGGUGGAGAGCCAUUCACAUUAGGGUUGUUUGAUACAGCAGGUCAAGAAGAUUAUGACCGACUGAGACCUCUUUCCUACCCACAGACAGAUGUUUUCCUUGUAUGUUUUUCUGUAGUGUCACCGUCUUCUUUUGAAAAUGUUAAGGAAAAGUGGGUACCUGAGAUCACACAUCACUGUCCAAAGACUCCUUUUCUUCUUGUUGGUACACAAGUGGACUUGCGGGAUGAUGCGGGAACAAUAGAAAAACUGACCAAGAACAAGCAGAAACCCAUAGCUGUUGAGGUUGCAGAGAAGUUGACACGGGAACUAAAAGCUGUUAAGUAUGUAGAGUGUUCGGCCCUGACUCAGAAAGGCUUGAAAAAUGUCUUUGAUGAAGCUAUUCUGGCUGCAAUAGAGCCUCCAGAACCACCAAAGAAGAAACUUUGCACCUUACUUUAAGAGUUGAAUUGAAUAGGGACAGACUCAGGAAAUUAUCUUGACCUUUUUACAACCUCACAUCUGUUUUCUCCAUAACAUUCUUCCUACAUUCCCAUAGUGCUGGCAAAGAAAAUUUGUUUAACAAUCAAGAGGUUCUUUAGGUGGUGACCAUUUCCUUUAUUCUCAUGACCUUAACCUGUGAUUCAAGUCUGAUAUUGUGAGGAGAAAUUAGAUGUUGGUCACUCUUAUGGUUAAAGGGUCAACUGUGGUGAGUGACCAAGACAGAAUUUCUUUUUACAUUAUCAAGCAGACAAGCGAUGAGUGAAGAAAAAUAUCGAUUUGGAAAUUAUUUACUGAUCCAAUACCAAAUUCUCCAAACCAACAUUAUAAGAAUUGUAUGACAGAGUAAGCAGAAUUACUUGUUAGAUCUUGGGAGCAAAAGGGUCAAGAGAUAUUCUCCUGCCUGGCGUCUAAUCGGCACACUGAAAAUCUAUUUGAAAGUUUAACUGUCAAACUCAGAAAACCUCAACAGCUUGAGCAUCAGGAUGUUUGUGAAGUAGUAUAUUUUCUGAGGGAAAGAAAGGAACCAGAGCUAAGGUGGGGAAAAGUGUUAGCAGCAAUCGUUUGUUUAUUGGGGGGUGUAGUUAGAACAAUUUUCAAUUGAGUUUUGAAGGAUAACGUGCAUGGAUCUCGCUCGACUUUACCCUAUAACAGGUCCAUUCUCUCAACCAAUCAGAUGCGAAACGGAAAACAAUGGCAACCUGAUGAUUGGCAUUUUCUUGCACUUCCCUUUGAGUCCUCAUUGGCUAUUGAUAAUGUAACCCUUUGUUCUGAUUGGUUGCUGGGAUCACCAUUUCCAUUUUUCAACACUCAAUUGAAACUUGCCCCAUCUUCUAUGUGAUUUCUUGUCACAGUAUAAACCUUAAAUUUACCCACAAAAUAUCUUUGGUACUCAGGUUUUCCAAAGUUUGGUGUAAAUUUUUUUGUUUUUUUGAUUCAAUCUUAUUUUCUUUUUAUUUCUCUGCAAACUGAGUUGCCUGGCAGCAUUAAGAAAGUGAACUCAACAUGCAAAAAUUUUUUGAAAAGCGGUGGCUAUGGCUUUUUGGUUCUUUUGCUGUCCAAGACUGUAGAAAAGAAUCAGACUGGGUCAAUUUGAAAGUUGUUGACUGGUAAUGAAAAUGUUUAUGAUAAUGUCCAGUUAAACCAAUAUUUCUAACAAUUUACUAUAAGGAAUUUUUGUUAAAAUAUUACAAUAGGUAGUACCAUAAUCAGCAUACUAAGCAUCUUUUGUAAAAUAAAAUUUCUUUUUAAAUCUUUUGGAACAUUUAAAAUAUAUAUCAACAUUUGGUUUUAUUGUUUCUACAUAUCUUCAGGCAACAUGGAGAUUUGAUAUGAACAUGCAUGUUCUAUUUAAACAUCUAUAAUUAAAAACACCUUACAGCAGAGGAAGGUGAAAGUUUAUACAUUGCUUGAUUGCUUUGAGAUAAUAGAGUAAUACGAUUUUUAAGGUGUUUUUUUUUUUUUUUUCUCACAAGCUCAGAUGGAAGGAUGGCCAUGAAUAUAUCUUGUUUUAGGGGGAUAUGUAAAAAUUUAUUUGUACCAAGGCAGGCAGGUGAAUUUUGUUAAACAGAACUUUGCAAACCAGUAUCCCCUCACUCAAUAAAAAUGGAGUUAUCUUCCCCUCCCUUGUAUCUGUGUGAGAUUGAAGAGAAAAGUAACUGUGAAAUACAGUUUUUGAUGUGUAAAACAUUGGAAAAGAAAAAGCAGGAAAAAAAUUAGACAAUUAAAAAGAAUACUGAUAUCUAAAAUUAAGUUUCAAAAUACAAAUCAUUCAAUUUAUUAACCACAAAAAGUAUACAAAUGUUUAAAAUAGGUAUUUUACAUUUUGUAUGAUAACAUAAUGUAGUUUUAUUUACUUAAGAGGACAGCGAUGUUAUUGGAUGAGAAAUUUUUCAAAAAUAAAAGUGAAAUAUCAGAGAGA
Stylophora pistillata is the source of this 2732-nucleotide messenger RNA. RefSeq names its product cell division control protein 42 homolog. Lineage: Eukaryota; Metazoa; Cnidaria; Anthozoa; Scleractinia; Pocilloporidae. The record is from RefSeq and is a predicted model, not a curated record. Gene Ontology annotation, biological process: small GTPase-mediated signal transduction. Gene Ontology annotation, molecular function: GTP binding; GTPase activity.